AUGGGAAAAAUCAAAUCAACGAAAGGUGAGCCUCGUAAAAAUUUUUCUAAAGCACUGAUGAAAAUGAAAUUUAUGAACCCUGACGUCGGAACAGUUGAAUCUGAAGUAGUUAUUAAAUCCGAACAUAAAAUUAAAAAAAAAGAUGUCGUCAAGACUAAUAGUUGGGAAUUAUUUUACGAUUUACUUCCUAUGGCAAGAAUAUCAUUUAACGGUAAGAAUCCAGAUGUGGAAUCAAUGAUGAAAAAACUAGGUGUUCUGCAACGUGAUCCAAGUGAACAUGGUAAAAUGGAUGUUGAUAUGACAGUAGAAGAGAUGAUAGCAAGAAAAAAUAAAAUGAAACAAAAGAAAAAAUGA
Molecule: messenger RNA, 354 nt
Organism: Daktulosphaira vitifoliae (grape phylloxera)
Lineage: Eukaryota; Metazoa; Arthropoda; Insecta; Hemiptera; Phylloxeridae
Product: M-phase phosphoprotein 6-like
Exons: 1
Coding region: 1-354 (117 amino acids)
Source: RefSeq, a predicted model, not a curated record